GCAUUCUCUGUAUCUACAAACACACACUGUAUGGAACUGAUGCAAGUGAACUCACUUUUCAAAGCUUUUAUUAUCUUUUAUUCACUUCAGAAAAAAAUCAUAAAACUGGAUUUUAUGUAUACUACUUUGAUGCCUAAAUAUAGAAGACAUCAGUUUAUGUUGUGGUUGGUCUAAGUGGAGCUAAUGUGAACUGUUAGGCGGACGUGUGUACCAAUGCAUCCUUUUUUACAAAGUGAUCAUGUUUUCUGACAAUGUUGUGGAGUUAUGGUAACAAUAACUGAAGGUCAAGAACCUGAACUUUUACUGAAGUACUGUGAUUAAAUGUUGAGUAAAUGUGAUACAUUUUCCAAAGGGAUGUUAACAUACUUUUGGUCAUGUUGUACAUCUUUCUUUUUUGUUUGGAUGGUACUACAAAUAAACUUGCUUCAUUGGGCUUUAAAGAGAAAUAGAAAUAAUAUAAAUCUAAGACUGAACCAUUGCUCAAAUACUGACAUAAAUACAGUAACGGUUGCUCUCCACUCUUGUCUGGUCUCGUUUUUCAGGAAUUAAGAAGCCCUGUUUAAACCUGUUACACGUGCACCACACUCCCACGCUUUUCUGCAGUAAUAUGUACAUGUGUGUCAAACUGUGGCCUGUGCCAGAUAAAACAUGGAGUAUGAGUCAGAGGUAACAACAAUGGCCCAGAGAAACAUUUCUCCCUCCCUUAAUGAAUCCUCCAAUUCAACCGCUGUGUAUGACGGCACUGGCACCACUAUGGGCGCCCUCAUCCUGAGCAUCGUCUUUCUCCUGGGCUUCCCUGGAAACCUCUUCAUCAUCUGGAGCGUCCUGGCACGUGCCCAGAAGUAUUCUGUCACCACGCUCCUCAUCCUCAACCUAGCUAUUGCCGACGGCUCUCUGAUGGCUCUCACCCCGUUCUUCAUCAUCUACCUUGUUUUAAAGAAGUGGGUGUUUGGCAAUGUGAUGUGUAAGAUCCUCUUCUACCUGUGUCUGGUCAACAUGUACGCCUCCAUCCAGAUCAUCAUGCUCAUGAGCAUCUACAGGCUGGUGGCAGUGCUGUGGCCGCGGCGCAUCACUCUUGUCACCAACCGCAAGAGUGUUCUGCGGGUGCUGGUGGUGUUGUGGAUUCUGGUGAUUGUCGCCUCUGUUCCUGCAAUAAUCUUCAGAAAUGUGAAGCAGGAGGGGCCUACCGUGUUGUGCGAACCAGUCCACGAGGAAAGCAGCCAUGUGGUCCUCCAGUACAUGCUGGAGCUCGUGUUGGGGUUUGUAAUUCCCUACGGGAUUAUUGUAGUCAGCUACAUCUGCAUUUUACGACGGAUCCGAAAGACAAGGUUCCGCCGUCGCAUUCACAGUGAGAAUCUCAUCCUGGCCAUCGUGUUAACCUUCUGCCUCUUUUGGUUGCCCUACCACAUCAUCAACAUGGUGCAAGUAACAUGGGCUUUGUAUCCAGAUGGUAACGUAAAAAACGUACUCAACGCAAUAUGGCACAAGAGCCGAGCAGUGACGUCUGCUAUAGCCUUCAUCAGCAGCUGUGCCAACCCAGUGCUCUACUUCUUUGCAGGAAAGUCCUACAUCCGGCGAGAAGGGCUGGCGUUCAUGGCCCGCUUGUUUGAGGGCACUGGGCUUGACUCGGCCACCAGGAAGAGCCGACAAAACAGCCAGAACAGCCGGGAAAAAGACAAAGAAGCAGAUGCUAUCGUGCCAAAGGACAAAGCUCCAGACUGUGUUACCAACUCUUCUAUUACCAAACCAGUAAAGAAUGGUAGCUAGAGGACACACAAUUCAGCAGGUUUGAAGCUGGUGUUGUUCCUCUGGCUGUGAAAAUUCCUGUUGCAAAAACGUCAUCAGGGUUCAUCAUGCACAGCUGGUUCCUGCCAGUAAAGACAAGAUUCAGCAGCUGUUCAGCUAAUGUGAAUCCCUGCUCAAAAUGAGACUGUUACCAACUUUAAAAGGGAUGUCACUGGGCAUACUGAUCCAAGAACAUUUUGCCUUAUCCUAAAGUGACAUUGAUAUUUGAAACACUUGACGUUAUUUUUAUAUCACUCACACUGAUGUGUUCGCUUUGUGUGCUUCGACAACAUCCACAAACUAUGGCUAAGGUUUUGAUGACUAUGAUUGAAAAGGCUAAAAGCUGGACUUUUUCUGUAUGGCGUAUAUCAAUUUCAACAAUACAAAGUUGGUGGUAGAUUGAUUGAAAGACAUUUAAAAAGAUUUACCUUUACAAUUUUACUGUUUGUACUGUAAUUUGUUGACAGAUCAUGUCAUUGCGAUACAGAAAAAAUAAGACAAGAGGUUUUACGAGACUGCAUAGCAGACUCGGCUAAGGAUUUUGAGCAAGUAAUGGGGUUUUGCGGGUAAUCCAUCUUGUGCUGCUGUUUGAACAAAUUGUUUGGAGAAAUGCACUUACUGUUCUGCAAAUGGUAGGGAUCAUUCCAGAAAUGUACCAAAGCAACUGAGAAAAACUGCAAAGCUUCAUGAAUAUUUUUUUUGGCAGUUGCAAAGGGAGUUUAUGAGAAUAGCUGCCUUGUUUGGCUGGAAUGAUGAAACACAGUGAGAGUGAAUCAAAACAGUAAGGUCGUUGGCCGAAAAAU
Messenger RNA from Etheostoma spectabile (orangethroat darter), 2588 nucleotides. Its product is annotated as leukotriene B4 receptor 1-like. Gene Ontology annotation, biological process: complement receptor mediated signaling pathway; inflammatory response; positive regulation of cytosolic calcium ion concentration. The record is from RefSeq and is a predicted model, not a curated record. NCBI's taxonomy places the organism in Eukaryota, Metazoa, Chordata, Actinopteri, Perciformes, Percidae. Gene Ontology annotation, molecular function: leukotriene receptor activity; complement receptor activity. Gene Ontology annotation, cellular component: plasma membrane.